UUAAGUGUCCGAGGUCAGAUUUGAACUCAAGUCCUCCUGACUUCAGGGCUGGUGCUCUAUCCAUUGUACUACCUAGCUGCCCUUCAAUGUCCCCUUUUAACAGAUGAGGAAACUGGGAUCCAUCUAGGCAAAGUGACUUGGUCACACAGGGAGUUAGUGGAAAGUAACAACCCAGAAAAAGAAGCCAGGUUUCUUUGACCCCUGGUUUAAUACUCUUUACACACAUCUCAUUGACCUAAUACAUAUAUUAGUCUUAAUCUACUCCCUGGAGGCCUUAGUUGAUCCCUAAAGUACUUGCCUUCAAGCUGCUCCUUAGUUCUUCCUUCUACUUUCUCUCCUGAGGAUUGAAGAAGUGGCCUUUUAACUCCACUUGAUGGACAAGCAGGUUCAGAUUUCUCACCAGAUCACCUUUUCUUCAGGAUUAGAAAGCAUUACUUCCAGCCAACAAUACUUCCCUCCAACCACCAGACAUAUUAAAAGCCAGACUGGACUUCACAAGGCUCCCUUUCAAAUCCUCCUGGACAAAAGAGGAAGGGACUUUUCCUACCAAACAGAAUGACCCUCUAACUCUGAUUGGAAAACUUCAGGAAAUAACAGUGAGAAACCAAGGCUCUUCAAGCUGAACCUAAUUUUACCUUGAGCUGAUUUGAAGAAGACAAAGCUCUGAGUAACUAACCUUGGAUGCAGCUUUAUCCAAGGAAUCUUUGAAAAACUGGCUACUAGGAUAUUAGGAAGAAGAAUGGGAGGGGUCUAUGUGAAAAAGAGAGAGUGGGACAGGCAGACACAGACAUAAAAAGACAGAGAGAAUGCAGAGAGACAGAGGAGACAGAGAGGCGGGGAGAUAAAGGAACAGUUUAAGUAUCCUUCAGUAUGUUUAGCCUAGAAGGGGUGUGUGUCGGUUGAGUCAGGAAGCAGGGGGUUGACCAAGAUGACCUCUGGCUGCCCCUAUCUCCAUCUCCACUGUUCAGAAAGAAAAGAAUCACAGUGUCAGCUUCUAGCUAUUGUGCCGGAGCAGGUGGCUCAGCACUUUCUAUUCUGCCGAGGGGUUGGGGGUCAGGAGUGGGUGGGAGCGGGGCCGCGGAUGGAAGGCCCAGAUAGCUUCUUGUUUCCUGGGGCGACUAACAGGACUAGACAUCAGCCUGCCUGCUGACUCAGCUCAGCUGUUUCAGCAGGGCCAGGGGGCUACAGAGGGCGGGCUAUAAAGGCCCUUUUUCCAAUGUCAGCCUCUCACGGUCGAGCAGCCAACUUACCAACAGCCCCAGAGUUGCCUGGGUCCACCCUGUGAGUACUAGACAUGCAGGGGCUGAAGGGUUUAGGGCAGGAAGACGAGAAUCUGAAGAGAAAUCGGGAGCUGGGAAGAGCAUUGAAAACAAGGAGAGUCUGUCCGUCCUCCCCUUCCAUCAUAAACCGCUCACCACCCCCCUAUCCACCAGUCUCUAUUCCCUGUAGUGGAGGGACAGAAUUCCCAACCCCUACUACUUCGUUUCCAGCUUCCAGGCCCCAGCUCCUGCUGUGUUUCCUCCUGCUCCUUUGGAGUCUACAUCCGGGAAGGAGCCGCAACUCGGAGGGAAUCCCAGUCUAGGAAAUUACACAGAUAGUUAGAAGUGAAGGCGGCAGAUGUGUCCGCAGGACAAGAGAAUCUCCUUUUGAGGUCCCCGACUUCGCCUGCCUCAGAUCCAGCGGCGAACCCCGGGACCUCGGGCACUGAUCCCUAAGCCGAGGAGUUUAUCCGUCUCGUUGCAGGCAGCAUGAGCGGCACCCUGUCCCAGGGCUCCAGCCCAGCCCGCCUCACUCUCUGGGAGGAAGAGAAUUUCCAGGGCCGCCGCUGUGAGUUGAUGAGCGAAUGUUCCAGCAUCCGAGAGCUUAGCGGCUUUCGCAGGGUGCGCUCUGUCAAAGUGGAAAGCGGCGCAUGGGUGGGCUUCGAGUACCCGGAUUUCCAGGGCCAGCAGUUCAUCCUGGAGAAGGGCGACUAUCCUCGAUCUACUGCAUGGAGCGGCAGCAGCGGCUACCGAACCGACCAGCUUCUCUCCUUCCGACCCCUGCUCUGCGCCAAUCACAGUGACAGCCGAGUGACCCUUUAUGAGGGUGAAAACUUCCAGGGAUGCAAGUUUGAAUUGAGUGAUGACUAUCCAUCCCUGCCUGCCAUGGGCUGGGCCAGCAAGGAUGUGGGCUCCCUCAAAGUCACCUCAGGAGCAUGGGUAGGCUACCAAUAUCCUGGCUUCCGGGGCUACCAGUAUGUAUUGGAGCAGGACCGGCAUAGUGGAGAGUUUCGAAAAUACAGCGAGUUUGGUACCCAGGCCCAUACCAACCAGCUGCAAUCCAUCCGAAGAGUCCAGCACUAGAUUUGGCUGUGUUUGCCCUCAUUUAGGGGUCUCCAUGAGCAUCUGACACAUCUGGACCCAGAACCAUCAAUAAAGGCACUGAACUUGCCUCACCAGUUCACAUUUCUCUUCAUCAUCUUGAAGUUUCUGUAGGGGCAAGACACUUCCAACCUCAGGGCCUGCCCUCAUUCUAGAAAUCAGAUUGCUCCUCUCUGUACCCCUGUAGAGUUCACUUCAUCCAUUUGUCUUUUUCCAUAUGCAAUGACUUCCAUC
Molecule: messenger RNA, 2594 nt
Organism: Antechinus flavipes (yellow-footed antechinus)
Lineage: Eukaryota; Metazoa; Chordata; Mammalia; Dasyuromorphia; Dasyuridae
Gene: CRYBA2
Product: crystallin beta A2
Exons: 4
Coding region: 1749-2342 (197 amino acids)
Biological process (GO): lens development in camera-type eye; visual perception
Molecular function (GO): structural constituent of eye lens
Source: RefSeq, a predicted model, not a curated record